Cyprinodon tularosa is the source of this 2442-nucleotide messenger RNA. RefSeq names its product signal-transducing adaptor protein 1-like. The record is from RefSeq and is a predicted model, not a curated record. Lineage: Eukaryota; Metazoa; Chordata; Actinopteri; Cyprinodontiformes; Cyprinodontidae. Gene Ontology annotation, biological process: positive regulation of B cell receptor signaling pathway; cell surface receptor protein tyrosine kinase signaling pathway. Gene Ontology annotation, molecular function: signaling adaptor activity; protein kinase binding. Bases 233 to 1366 code for a protein of 377 amino acids. The transcript is spliced from 11 exons.
CUUUGUAAAUCAGCACAUGGCUUCCUUAUUCAAAGCCAGAGCAGCUCUGAGAUUGCAUGAAAAAAAGUGAUCGCAGCAGGUUUAUGGAGAGGUAAUAAUCUCAGGCAGUAAAUCAGGGCAGUUAAGCUCCCACAAAACCAGAAAAGCUCAGUUUUCCCAGGACUCAGCUGGACAGCCUGAGAGCUGAGACCAACCAGACAAGGAGAGGAGGAAACUAGCAGAUUCUGUGGAAAUGGGGCCGGUAAAGAACCUCAUCAAGAGAAGGGAGACGAUCACAGCUUUACCUCUCUACUACGCUGGAAACCUGCUUAAGAAAGGAUCUAAAGAGAAGGACUUCAAGAGUUUUUAUGGGGAGCUCAGAGGAUCAACGCUGUUCCUUUAUAACAAUGACACACAAGAAACGUACACGGAAAGGCUAGACCUGGAGCUGCUGAAGUCCUUGGAGCUGGAGAGUCCUUACAAAAAGACAACACCUACCAUCAUCACCUUAAGUUUGCCCAAAGAGGAGGUGCAGUUAAAGAUGGACAAUGCUGACACAGGAGAGGAAUGGAGAGGCUACAUUUUGACAGUGGUUAAUAAAGAGAUUCCCAAAAACCUUCAGAUGCUUCCUGGUCAGAAAAUAAGGCUAGAGGAGACGCUUUCUGAGGAAAAGAAAAGAGCAACCAAGCUGGAUCGCCCUGCUCUUCCACCUCGCCCCAGCUUCAUGCAGGCCAAAAGCACUUCAGAACCCAAAACCCCUGCCUGUUUCUUCGACGUGACUCGACAGGAAGCUGAGAAGAUGCUUGAUUCCAACCCAGAGAAUGGGAACAUCAUUCUCCGCCCAUCCACCAUGCCCAAAAACUACGCCCUGACGCUCAGACAGCCUACGCCACGUGGGCCCGUCUUCAAGAACUACAGGGUGACCUCAACCAGCUCUGGCUAUGUGAUUGAACUGGAUAAUCCAAUGACGGUCUCCUCACUGGAAGACGUAUUAAAGUACUUCCUGGAGAAGACAGAGUACCGUCUCCGUCCCUAUGUUGCAUCUCAGCCCUACGACGUUCGGAUCGAUGUAUCCCCUCCCCCAAAGUGUAUGAGCAUCCCUCCACCUGUAGUCCCCAAAGCCCAGGUGGCACCCAUGCUCCGUGGCCAGACCAAAGACAAGCUUCUUCCUCCUACACCCAAGGAAGAGGAGGAAUUGUAUGUGUACCCAGAUGAUUCUCCGCCAGUUAAUCAAAUGUCAAAGAAAGCUCAGAUGAAUGAUGAGCUUCAGUCAAUUUUAAAAAAGAGAAAAGAAAACCUCUACACGGAGACUGGAAGAGACGACGAAUCCACCUACAAGAAUGAAACCUGUGACAGAAACGGCAGAAAGAUCCAGUGGUUUAAAUAAAGUUAAACUUUCGCAUCCUGAUCGAGUUUCAAAAUUAAGGGCCGGGAAUCAAACCCUGGUCAACUGCUCGGAAGGCAGCUAUGCUAACUACUAUACCACCAACCUACCCAGGAACUCUGUGAUGAGAAGAACCUUACAGAGCAAUAGAAAAGGUGAUUAAGCUUGUAUUUAUCUCACACUCAGCUUUGUUAACAAAUAUUUAAAUUAUAAGAUUUCUGAAAUAAUUGUGGAGCGAUUUGAAGCUGUAACACUGAUUGCACAGUAGGAUUGGACUGCCAUUUUCUUUGAGUAAAGUUUUCCUCCUGUUUUUGUUAUCUUAGGAAGGUAAGAUGAUUGUAAUUUCUUUCAUGUUUCUUUGAACAGGUAAGAUGAUUUAACAAAAUAUAGACUAUUUUGUUUGUUGUUUUGGCCUGAGGUCCAAUCUGAAGUCCUACAAUCGUGUUACGUGAUUUAUUUCAUUAUUAUCAGAAAGGUUAAUUCUCUGAGUUUUACAUUUUACAAAUUAGUGGAGGAUAUUUGAAAAUGUUAAUAAUUGCAGAUAAGGGAGAAGAAAAACCAAGAGGCAAUGGGACAUUACUGCAACAUCAAAAGUUAUGUCAUAAGGGAAUUCUACCAAUGAGCUUCCACAUAUGUACUUUUUAAUUUCACUUUGCACCACCAAGACCGCAUACUAUUGUGUAGUAUUAUAUAAGGUAUUAUGAGGAAUUUGCUGGCUAGGAUUUUCAGUUUAGAAAGCUGCUUAAAUAUCAGUUUUGGUUUAAAAUGUGUUUAUUAUUGUAAAAAUGUCUAAUUAUUUUGUACAAUGUUUAAAGAAAAACAUAAAACAGCAAACAUGUAAAAUAUUUUAAUGAAAGUUGAAAACACAGAGACCAUAAUCCAGGAUGAUCUUCAUUCUUUAUUUUUCAUACUUAUGAGUAGUCCAACAUAAAGAUUUUAAAGUUGUUGUUUUUACACUGAAUUAUGUUUUAGUGUUUUAGUGUCUUCAUUAGUUUAGUGGAUCAUAUAAGCUUAAGGAUCAAUCAUCACUCAAAGAACAGCAAGACUGUGAAAAAUAUUCAAUAAAAAAAAGAAAACGC